Messenger RNA from Hibiscus syriacus, 2247 nucleotides. RefSeq lists its product as uncharacterized. Bases 150 to 1934 code for a protein of 594 amino acids. Lineage: Eukaryota; Viridiplantae; Streptophyta; Magnoliopsida; Malvales; Malvaceae. The transcript has a single exon. The record is from RefSeq and is a predicted model, not a curated record. Gene Ontology annotation, biological process: positive regulation of growth.
CAACCCUGUCAUUUUCCCGUCUUUUAAUUCUCUACCCAAAACUGAAACGAACUCGAAAACCCCAUUUUUCAAAUGCUCAAGGAGAAUCCCAGUUUCAGCAGUUGAAACUCCGAAAGGCAGAAAAACGAAGGUCGAAACUUUAUCCUGCAAUGGUAGCAGAAGCUUGGAUACUCAAAAUGGGAAACCAGGUAAGCUCCAAUCUCAAACAUGCAUUCCUCCUCGACCCUUCUUCCAAAAAGAACAACAACCCGACACCCAAAAACCACGAAACUGUCGGUAUCUUGUCUUUCGAAGUCGCCAAUGUGAUGUCCAAAUCCAUCCACCUCCACAAAUCCCUGUCCGAGCCCGGGCUCUCCAAGCUUAAAUCCGAGACCCUAAACUCCCAAGGCAUCUCCCUUUUGAUUUCCUCGGAUGAGAAUCAUCUUCUCGCCCUUACUUUAGCUGAAAAGCUCGACGAGUUAAACUGGGUCGCCCAUGUUGUCUCUAUACUAGGCAAGAAAUGUAGUGAACCUGCUUUACUAGGUUUCGAGCAUGUCUAUGGUGAUGUCUCGAGUGGGGUUAUUGAUGUUAGAGAAUUGGGGUUUUUAGUCAAAGAUAUGGAUGGGAUGGUUAAGAGAAUGGAAAGCUUUGUUAAUUCCACUGCUAAUUUGUAUACUGAAAUGGAGGUUUUGAAUGAAUUAGAACAGGCUAGUAAGAAGUUUCAAGUGAACCAACAUGAGGAAAGCAAGAGAGCUUUCGAGCAAAAAUUGAUUUGGCAGCGACAAGAUGUAAGGCAUCUUAAGAAUGUUUCACUUUGGAACCAGACAUUUGAUAAGGUUGUCGAGUUGUUGGCUCGGACUGUUUGUACUAUUUUUGCUAGGAUUCUUGCUGGUUUUGGGGAGUCUGCUUUGGAAAAGGAUGGUGUCUUUGGGAGAGUUAAUGGCAGUUUUCGUGAUCGAGGGGAAGUCGUCGUUUCGAAGCUGUUGAAUCGGGGUCUUAGUAAGAGUAGUAGUGUUGGGAGUGGUCAGCUAGGGAAUGUGAUGGAGAAGAGGGGAGUGAGUUUGAAGCAUAGGGGAAUCGAUUCUCGAAAGGGUGAGCUCGGGUUGUUUCGGGUUGAGGAUUUCGGUUUCCAUUGUGGGACUAGUCCUGGAAGGUUUUUAACACAUUGCCUUAGUUUGAAUUCUUCUGUUUCAAGGUACGGUGAUGACGACAACGAUGAUAAUGGAAGCGCUGAUCGUGAUGAUCAACGUAGCCAGAUUUCGGGAUGCUGUAGUGCUGCGAACGAUGGGCUGAAGAGAGAGGGGCGGAAUGCGUCCCCAUUUCUUCAGUCCCAACUUAGUGUUCCUUUGAAUGGUGAUCACAGACAGUUCAAGAAUGGUGUGUUGAAUAAUGCACAAUUUGGUCCUAAAAGUAGGUUAGCUGUAUAUGCUUCACCCUCCACUGUGGGAGGCUCUGCUCUUGCCUUGCAUUAUGCCAAUGUAAUAAUCGUUAUCGAGAAGUUACAGCGCUACCCUCAUUUGGUCGGCGAAGAAGCUCGAGACGAUCUCUAUCAGAUGUUGCCUACAAGUUUGAGACUGUCGUUGAGGACUAAUCUCAAGUCCUAUGUCAAGAACUUGGCCAUAUAUGAUGCUCCAUUGGCUCACGAUUGGAAAGAAACUCUGGAAGGGAUUCUAAGCUGGCUCGCCCCCUUGGCACACAACAUGAUCCGAUGGCAAAGUGAAAGGAAUUUCGGGCAGCAGCAAAUCGGUGCUCGGACAAACAUUCUCCUCCUCCAGACAUUGUAUUUCGCUGAUAGAGAAAAGACCGAAGCAGCUAUCUGUGAACUUCUUGUCGGGUUGAAUUAUACAUGUCGUUACGAACAUCAGCAGAACACUCUGCUGGACUGCGCAAGCAGUUUCGAUUUCGAGGACUGCAUGGAAUGGCAAAUGAAAUACGGAAAUGCGUACAUCGAUUGAUGAUUACGAAUGUCUAAAAGCAUACAAAAACCUGUAGAGACCAGCAGAGUAUUCACCGCCAAAGGUCCAACAUACGCAUCGAAAAGCUUUCCCGUAAUCGAAUCGACUCAAUGAACGUAUUCACCUCCGAAGGUAUACUUCUUUCGUAUAUAAUUCCAAUCGAUUUAUAUGUUUCUCUGUACAUUCAUUACAAGUUCCGUCUCUUUCGCAUGCAAAAUGAAAAGCAUCAUUGGUUUUGAGCACUCCUGAAAUCUAUAUGGUUUCUCUUUUAUCAUUGCAUGUUGACUGGUAUAAUGAGAAGCUAACAUUCAUC